Molecule: messenger RNA, 933 nt
Organism: Diachasma alloeum
Lineage: Eukaryota; Metazoa; Arthropoda; Insecta; Hymenoptera; Braconidae
Product: mediator of RNA polymerase II transcription subunit 29
Exons: 2
Coding region: 103-651 (182 amino acids)
Biological process (GO): regulation of transcription by RNA polymerase II
Cellular component (GO): mediator complex
Molecular function (GO): transcription coregulator activity; transcription factor binding
Source: RefSeq, a predicted model, not a curated record
GGCGUGGAGCUUGUGAUUGUUGAUGAUAUUCUUCUCAAUUCUUCUGUUGUCAAGUCCCAACAACAGUAUCAUUGACACCUACGUGGAAAAUCACGCUCCAUCAUGAAUAUUCCCCCAAUCCAACAAGCCGGCAUGCAGAUGGGACAGAUGCCCCAGCCCAACAACCCCCAGAUGUCCCAGAACCCCCAACAAGUCCAGCAGCAACAACAGCAGCAGCAACAACAGGCUCAAGAGAAACUGGACAACAUCUCCAAGGUGAAGUCCCUCGUGGGUCCCUUGAAGGAGUCCCUGGCGAUAGCCAUGAAGUCGGCGGCCCAGACCUUCCACCAGAAUAGUCUAGUGGACGUCGGCUCACUCAAGGGCAUCGAGCCAACCGACCAUCGGUUCAACAAGAACUUCGAGGAGUUCUUUUCGAUCUGCGAUCAGAUCGAGCUGCAUCUCAAGACUUCGAUUGAAUGCUUGUCACAGAACUCUAGUUCUGUGAGGUAUCAGCCGAUGGCCGUGGUUCCCACCAGGGUCGAGCCUGUUUCCAAUCAGGAGGGACCUGCACUGACUUAUCCACAGUUCCUCAUGACUGUUAAAGCUCAGGUCGGGUUCUUCAGGGAGGUUCAUGACACUUUGGUCACUGCUGCUCAUGCUAUAUCUGAUUGAGGCUUGGAGUAGAAUGUUUUUGUAAAUAGGUAGAGGGCAAUUCGUGGAAGAUGAAGAAAUCUUUUUUGUAGGGACGAACAUCUCUGCGUCAAAUGUAUUUUCACUUCUUGCUGUGAAGUCUCUUGGGUUUAGGGGGAGAAGUGGAAUGAUCUCUUUGUUAUAACCACUCCGUUGGGGAUGGUAAUUGAUCAGAGCAGAUAGUGCAGAAUGAAAGUUGAUGAUGAUUAUGUAAUGAUUGUGGAAGUUUUGUGCAUAAUAAAUAUGUGAUUUUUUUCAACAAUU